UAUAGUACCUUACGCAUGAAGGAAACGCUUGCCAUCAGCAUGGAUAAAUCGCGGAAAAUAUCUCCUCCAAGAAUCUUUCCGUUCAUAAUUCAUAAAGAGUCAGGUGCAGUACCACAUGAGGAAACCUUGAUCCCCUCACGGAAAUUGAAAAUUAUUACAAAGUUCACCCUUCGUAGUCUGCCGAUCGCCCCUCUUCUUAGAAGGGAAGUCGCACAGAGUAGCGCAGUCGCGUUUGACUUUCUACGCACGAGUUCUUACACAAUCCCAUCAGUAGCUAUCGAGCUUUCGCCGCAUCAACCAUGAACAAAACUAUUAUCACGGAAACGGCAAUUCCAGUCGCAAUCAUUUACGAUCACAAAAAAGAUAUGCAGCUAAGUAUCCAGCUGAAUCGUUGGAUACUAAAGCCGCUCGGUGCAUGGCCGAAAUCAGCCAAGAUUUCACGUACAGAAAGAUACGUGUAUGCGCUAGUGAACGUCAUUUGCGUUAGUCUAAUCGGCUUCCUUUUUGUACCCUCCGCAAUCUUCAUGGUGCUCGAAAUGGAUGAUAUGUACAACAUCUUGAAACUCUUUGGACCUCUAAAUUUCUGCAUAAUGAACAUUAUAAAAUAUUUAUCGCUGAUCUUCCGCGGGAACGACAUCCGCAGCGGUAUCGAGCAUAUCGAGAGUGACUGGAUGAACACUCGACAUAACGGUGAUCGGGAGAUCAUGAUCAGGAAUGCGAAAUUUGGCCGACAUCUCGUGUCGAUCUGUGCGUUCUUUAUGUACGGCGGUGUCGUGUUCUAUUAUUUCGCCCUGCCCUUCAGUACAGGCAAGAUUACGGAGAACGAUGGAAAUCUGACGUACCGGCCAUUAGUGUAUCCAGUCGCCAAAAUGAUUGUCGACACGCGACAUAGUCCAAUUAGUGAGAUUUUUUUCUGGGUGCAAUUUCUGUCAGGUUUCAUCGUGCACUCGAUCAAUGCCGGUGCCAGCAGCUUGGCCGCCGCUUUUGCAAUGCACGCUUACGGCCGUCUAGAAGUUUUAAUACAGUGGAUCGAACACUUCGUCGAUGGCCGAGAAGAUUUAUAUGAUAAUGUGAAUGAAAGAUUGGCGAUGAUCGUGCAGCAGCACGUUCGAAUUCUAAACUUUAUAUCGCUGAUGGACAAAAUAUUGCGUGAAAUAUCAAUACUGGAAGUUGUAGGAUGUACAAUAAGCAUGUGUCUCCUCGGAUAUUAUUUUGUCAUGGAAUGGAAGCUUAAAAACGCGACAAGUUAUGUAACAUACAUUGUUUUAUAUACCUCCCUUACGUUCAAUAUUUUUAUAUAUUGUUACAUCGGCGAACUUGUUGCCGAAAAGUGCAAGGAGAUUGGCGAGAUGUCAUACAUGACCGAGUGGCAUCGUCUAUCGGGAAAAAAAAGCCUCGGCCUCAUCUUGAUGAUCGCUAUGUCCAACACAUCGGUCAAACUUACCGCCGGAAAUAUCUUUGAGUUGUCUCUCAGUACUUUCAGCGACGCGCGACAGGACUGGAGGGAUACAGUCGAUUGGAGAAAUCGAAAAGCAAUGUUAUUUAAGGCGAAAAUAGGUCGAAAGUUCGCGAUCUUUUCUGCCAUUUUCAUGUACGUCGGUGGAUUGUCUUAUCGCACCAUCGUACCGCUCUCGAAGGGACGAAUGCUCACGCCGAUGAACACUACGGUGAGAGCGCUGGCAUGUCCAAGUUACUUCGUCAAGUUCGAUGAACAGGCCACACCGGCAUACGAGAUCGUUUUCACCCUGCAAUUCUUCGCAGGACUGCUCACCUACUCGAUAACAGUCGGCGCUGCUGGACUGGCUGCAUUCUUCGUCCUGCACGGUUGCGGGCAAUUAAAAGUUUUAAUCGAUAAAAUCCAACGUAUCAAUGAUAUCCUAGAUGCUGAUGAUCGAACUGUCGUGAUGUUGCUGGCUGAUAUCGUGGAGCAUCAGAUAAAAGUGAAAAAUUUUUUAAAAGAAGUAGAAAGAGCUAUGCGAUACGUAUUAUUAGUGGAAAUAGUGGGUUGUACUCUACUUUUAUGUCUUACGGGAUAUUACAUUAUUAUGGAAUGGGAAAACAGCGAUUCCACAGCCAUGUUAACUAUGACUGUGAUACUUACAUCUUUUGUAAUUUCUAUUUUUACUAAUUGCUACGUCGGUCAAUUGCUAACGGAUCAGAGCAUUAAGGUUGGUUCAAUAACGUCCACAACAAAUUGGUAUCGUCUUCCGUACAAAAAAGCCCGCGGUUUAAUCUUAAUAAUGGCAAUUUCCAAUAUUCCGGCAAAAAUCACGGCGGGAAAGAUGAUGGAAAUGUCUCUACCUACGUUCAGUAAUAUCGUUAAAACGGCGGUGGCAUAUUUUAAUCUACUGAGAAAAUUUAUGUAAAAAAAUUUAUAUAAUAUUGAAUAUUAAUGUAUAAUUAAUGUUAUCUUUAAAACAAACGGAUAAAAUAAACAAUUAAUACUUCUUCUCUA
Messenger RNA from Monomorium pharaonis (pharaoh ant), 2455 nucleotides. Its product is annotated as odorant receptor 4. The record is from RefSeq and is a predicted model, not a curated record. The coding region runs from base 300 to 2366 and encodes 688 amino acids. Gene Ontology annotation, biological process: sensory perception of smell; detection of chemical stimulus involved in sensory perception of smell. Gene Ontology annotation, cellular component: plasma membrane. Gene Ontology annotation, molecular function: olfactory receptor activity; odorant binding. NCBI's taxonomy places the organism in Eukaryota, Metazoa, Arthropoda, Insecta, Hymenoptera, Formicidae. The transcript has 9 exons.